CAAAAGACGCUCUUAUCCCGCGCCUGUUUAGCUGCCCCGAUCUGGAGUAUGCCGCGGGGUCGUUACGAGACGCCGGACGUCGCGGAGAGCAAGUACGACGACGACGACGUGACGUUCCUCGUGCGGAAGCUGCGGAAGCUGUUGCGCGCCGAGGCCAAGGACGUGAGUCUGCGGCGGCUCUUCGACGAGCUCGACCGCAACGGCGACCGGCGCAUCACGGCCAUCGAGUUCCGGCGGGGCCUCAAGGACCUGGGCCUCGCCCUCGACGACGACGAGAUCCGGGACGUCAUCCGGCACUGCGACCUCGACGGCGACGGCGAGAUUAGCUAUCUGGAGUUCGAGUCGUUCGUCGAGAGCAACGAGAUGAAGGACGCGGGCGUGCAGGACGUGCUCGACCGGCUGCGGGAGAUCGUCGACCGGUCGCCGAAGCACACCUACGCGGCGAUCCAGCAGGUCUUCGAGGAGUUCGACGAGGACUACAGCGGCGACGUCGACGCGGACGAGUUCCACGCGGGCCUCCGCAAGUUCGGCAUCACCUUGACGGUCGCGGAGGCCGACGAGGUCACGCGGCGCUUCCCCUGCACGCGGGGCCCGCGGUCCGACCGCAACCUGCGGAGCCGCAACCCCCGCGUGCGCUACCGCGACUUCGUGUCCGCGUUGAAGGGCGCCGCGCCGGCGACGCACGAGGCCAAGGACGCGCACGGCGACCGCACGGCGACCUACGCCGUGCGGCGCCUCGCCGAGGAGAUCGAGCGCUGCGCGCGGACGCGGGGCGGCGACCUGGACCUCGGGGGCGUCUUCCGCGACAUGGACGCGGACGGCUCCGGCACGCUCGACCGCGGCGAGAUCCGCGCGACGCUCGAGCGUUUGGGCGUGCGCAUGAGCCGCAGCGAGCUCAUCGACGUCAUGGAGUUCUUCGGCGCGGGCCCGCGCGGCGAGAUCCCCUACGACGACUUCGUCAAGUUCGCGCUCAAGCGCGACCCGGCGACGGCGCGCAUCGCGGCGCGCGUCAAGGACGAGAUCGACCGCCUCGCCGCGCGCCGCCGCGCGCCGCCGGACUACCGCGGCGCCUUCCGCGAGAUCGACAGCGACGGCUCCGGCGCCAUCGACGCGCGCGAGUUCGGCAAGGCCAUGAAAAAUCUGGGCCUCCGGCUCUCGUCCGCGGAGCUCCGCCAGCUCGUCAACCUCUUCGACGCCAACGGCGACGGCCGCAUCUCCUACCGCGAGUUCGUCGAGUUCGUCGAGGGCUCCAAGCGCGACGCGCGCGCCGACGCCAAGUGGUAG
This is a messenger RNA of Aureococcus anophagefferens, 1284 nucleotides long. RefSeq lists its product as hypothetical. Lineage: Eukaryota; Pelagophyceae; Pelagomonadales; Pelagomonadaceae. The record is from RefSeq and is a predicted model, not a curated record. The transcript has a single exon. Bases 49 to 1284 code for a protein of 411 amino acids. Gene Ontology annotation, molecular function: calcium ion binding.